Strongyloides ratti is the source of this 1419-nucleotide messenger RNA. RefSeq names its product Tyrosine-protein kinase Fps85D. The coding region runs from base 1 to 1419 and encodes 472 amino acids. The transcript has a single exon. Gene Ontology annotation, cellular component: extrinsic component of cytoplasmic side of plasma membrane. Gene Ontology annotation, molecular function: signaling receptor binding; ATP binding; non-membrane spanning protein tyrosine kinase activity. Gene Ontology annotation, biological process: cell surface receptor protein tyrosine kinase signaling pathway; cell differentiation; innate immune response. The record is from RefSeq and is a predicted model, not a curated record. NCBI's taxonomy places the organism in Eukaryota, Metazoa, Nematoda, Chromadorea, Rhabditida, Strongyloididae.
AUGGAAGGUACGGAUAAAAAACAAUCUACUAAAGAAGUUAAAGAUAAUACGAGUGUUGUUACACCUACAAAAAUUUCUGGUAUUAAUGGUAAUGGUAGUAAAAAAUUAGAAGACCAGGAUUGGUUUCAUGCAAUGAGACCAAGAGCUGAUGUACAAAAUUUAGCUAAAAAUGAAGGUGAUUGGUUAGUUAGAGUUACCGAUACCAGAGGGACAUAUGAAAUUGUCAUAACAGCACGUGGACCAAAAUCAAAAUUGGCUAAUUAUACUAUUGGAGCAUCUAAAGAAAAAGGAUUUUAUUUAAACAUUUUUAUGAAAAGUAAAGAAGUUAAAUAUUUUCCAUGCCCAGUUGAUUUAGUAGAGUAUUAUAGAGAUAAAAUUUUACCUGGAAGAGUUACACUUAAAAAUCCAAUCUUAAGACCAUCAUGGUUAAUUAAACGUAGUCAAAUAAAGUAUGAUGUAUGUGAUGGUGAAAUUGGAAGAGGAAAUUUUGCCAUUGUUUAUAAAGCUGCUUUUACAAAUAAUGUUAGUCAAGUGAUGGAUGUUGCAAUAAAAGUAGCUAUCAUGGAUACUGCUGAUGAAACAAAUAUGAAAAAUGCAAAAGAUGAUUUAUUAAAAGAAGCUAAAAUAAUGUCUUUUCUUGUUCAUGAUAAUGUUAUACAUUUUUUUGGUAUUGCAUGUGACAAUCCACCUGUAAUUCUUGUUAUGGAAUUAUGUCCUGGUGGUGCAUUAAGUUCACAUUUAAAAAGAGAAGAAAAAAAUAUUAGUGAUUUAGAGAAAUCAUUAUUCUGUUAUGAAAUUUGUAAAGGAUGUGCCUUCCUUCAUUCAAAAGAAAUUAUACAUCGUGAUCUUGCAGCCAGAAAUUGUUUAAUAUCUCAAGAUGGUAUCAUUAAAAUAUCUGAUUUUGGACUUAGUAGAAUGACAACUGAAUUGAAACAAGAAAGUUUUUGGAGUCAAAAGAUUCCUCUUGCAUGGAUGGCUCCAGAAACAUUAGUUCAUAAUCCAAAAUACUCUGAAAAAAGUGAUAUAUGGAGUUUUGCAGUUGUUCUUUUUGAAAUAUUUUCUAAUGGUGCUAAACCUUGGCCUGAUAUGGAACCAAAAAAAAUGGCUACAUUAAUAAGAAAAAUAAAAUUAUGGGAUAUGCCAUCAGGGACACCAAAAUUUGUUUUAGAUGUUGUUAAUAGAAUAUUUAAAUUUGACCCAUUAGUUAGACCAGAUUUUAAAGAGUUAGCAGUAAUUUUUAAAAAUUAUGUCAUCGAACAUAGAUCAUCUCAUUUGGUUAAAGAUUUAACAGUAAAUAAAAUUAAAGGUGUUAAACGUCUCAAAUACUUUACAUCAAUUGGAGAAAGAGAAUCAUCAACUUCUGUUUCAAAUUCACAUUCUAAAGAUAGUUCCAAAGAUACUGAUGAAGAAGGUAACUAA